AUUUACCUAACAGAAAGAAAACAGCCCUCAGUUUAAGUUAUCGAAAAAGUCCAGAAUGGAGCAAAAGCCGUUGGUGCCCGCAUUCACAUGUCACGGGCGGAGUUGCCGACAAAACAAGGCCAACAACCCUCCAAAAUCUCAUGAGCUGCUGCAUCCAUCAUACCAUUAAUGAGCUUGCCACUGCCUUAGUACCCUCGCCCGAUAUUUAUUGUCCUUCGUGGCCCCAGGCAUCCUAGAUGGAGCUUUCGCAGUCCGGGGGCGGCUUUCGCUCGCGCCGCUCCUAUCCCUCACUAAACCAUGCUUCCCUAGCUCCAUUAACAUCUCGUUUCCCUAUUGACGACGAUGCCGAUCACCAGGAUUACUUUACUCCAAGAGCUGAAGAUUCUGAGUCCUACUACAGCGCCCACGAUAUCCCCGCAAGGACCUCGUAUCUUUCCAGCUACUCCGUCCCCGGUACCCCAGGUCUCUUGUCUCACUCCCGCAGCGGGUCCAGGGCCCGACACCACCAGCGGAGUAAAAGCUCGACCCGCGCACACCUGAGCGAUACCAACCUCCAGGGUCAAGAUGAUGCUCAACCAUGUCACCACCAAGCGUCGAAGACGAAGCGACAGCCACCUCGUCAUCACCCGUCAGACUCAACUAGUCGUCGUGAUGCAGAGUGGAUGCUUCGAGCUGGGAUCGCACUAGCUUCUUCGACCCGAGAAGAAAAGGGUCAAAGUUGGCUCGCGAAGCGGGAGAGCUCGACUAGUCUGCUUGAUGAAGGUAACUAUGACGUGGAGUCCCCUGGUCACUUUAACAAAGUGGCUAGGAAAUCCAGAUCCGGGCGGUCAACCCCGGCGGCAGCUAGGUCGCGCGUUGUCAGUAGAAGAGGCAGUCGGCCUGACCUUACCAUGGCCGGCCUCGAGAUGACUUCUACUAGACAGGGUGAUAGUGGCAGUCUUGAAAGUCCUGCACCUGAUGUGCGACAUUUCGUGCCAGAUUUUGUGGACGAGCGUAUCCGUGCAGAGAUGGCGAUUAUUCAACAAGAGGAAUAUACCUCCGAGUCUGACGAGUACUCUGACUCGGAGGAUGACAUUGAUGAGCAGGAGAUGCAGCGCUUGACCCGAGAGCGCGGCUUUGGGUUGGGCGGUUGGUUCGAUCGCAUGGUGGAAUGGACAGUAUUUGGUGUUGACGACUGGCCGCUGUCUUAUUCCAGUGGGCCUGUUGACCAGGUUCCCAAGAAUGUUGAGUGGGCAGAGCCUAGUGCCGCUGAUGAAGACGACGACCAGGUAUCCAUAUCAGGACGGACUGAUAGGACUGAUGGUGCGUCGACCAUUAGCGAUUCUGAAGUCCCUGCCGUGACAGAAAAACCAGGCGACAAUGGAGGCUGGGAAGAUGCAUGGUGGCUAUUUGGGGUUAUGAGGCGUGCGCUGUUAUGACUAUGAUUUUAUUGCUUGAGCAAAGCAUGAGGAAGCGUAUAGAAUGUCAGAUUGUGGCUGGAUGCUUUUUGAUAUAUAUAAUUGUUCAACCUAAGGCAUGGAUAUGAAGACUACACGAUCAUUUCCUCGUUAUGUAUUGUAACGCACAUGAUAUUAAUUUUAACAAUGUUCUAAAUUUCACCUCACAACUCCCCAUUUCGAAACUUUACAUAUUUGUUAAACAAUACGUUCUCUCGGGCAGACAUGAAGUCUGUCUUGUAGUAAUGCUAGCCUUAUCCCUCCCCAAAUUGAUGCUGCCCAGCAGACCCCUGUCAGCAAAUUGUGAUAUUGGUUCCAUGGGUGCAAUCCAUUCGCUCUAGAACACCUGAGGAUAUUGCGCAGAUGCCCACGUAAUGGGGCCGAUGGGUCCUCUGAGUUGUUCAAUUCAUCUUGCGUCCA
Molecule: messenger RNA, 1856 nt
Organism: Aspergillus pseudotamarii
Lineage: Eukaryota; Fungi; Ascomycota; Eurotiomycetes; Eurotiales; Aspergillaceae
Product: DUF3984 domain-containing protein
Exons: 2
Coding region: 237-1418 (393 amino acids)
Source: RefSeq, a predicted model, not a curated record